UACAACACUCAAAGAAGAAUGAAGAUCGUAGAAGGUGUGUGUCCCUGCGCCUGUAAAGGCAUCCGGAGGUGUCUUAUAUGUGAGAAAUUAAAGGAGAAACAACAUCUGGAGGCGAGUGAACCGAAGAUUGUGCAUCGCUUCCUCUACGACCCUGAGACGGGGCUCGCCGUUUGCGAAGAUGCGGCGGCUGCAUCCUUCCCCUCCUUCCCCUUUCCUGGUGUCUUCCUGCGGGACGACUUCGUAUCAGAAGAGGAGGAGGAAAUGCUGAUAAGUGCGAUGGACCAGGAUGUGUGGAACGAGUCCCAGUCUGGUCGAAGGAAACAGGACUUUGGCCCAAAAGUUAACUUCAAGAAAAGGAAGGUGCGUGUCGCCGGGUUCAGUGGACUUCCCGCUUUGAGCCGAGAACUGGUGCUCCGAAUGCAGCGAGAACCGAGUCUAUCAGGCUUUCAGCCCGUGGAGCAGUGCAACCUGGACUACCACCCUCAGCGAGGCUCCGCCAUCGACCCGCACCUAGACGACUCCUGGCUGUGGGGGGAACGCCUGGUCACCAUCAACAUGUUAUCCAGCACCACGCUCACCAUGUCCCUCGAGCAGGGCCUACCAGAGCUGGGACUGGCAGAGGAUGUCCACGUGGCUGUGCGUCUUCCUCGCAGGUCUUUAGUCGUGUUGUACGGCGAGGCGCGGCACAGGUGGAAGCACGCCAUCCGUAGGGAGGAUGUUCAGGAGCGCAGGGUUUGCAGCACCUACAGAGAGCUGUCUGCAGAGUUCCUCCCUGGAGGGCAGCAGGCGGAGCUGGGAGCUCAGCUGGUGAACAUUGCUUUGAGCUUCCAGGGAACGCCGAUAUAAGCUGAUGUGACGAUGCCGAGGAAGGCUGCAGUACCAGAGGACGUUUACAUUUUGGCUAAGAAGAAGAAGGCCACAAUUCUUUGGCUGCACAUGGUAUAGCCUUUAAAAUAAAACAGCUUUGGUGUCCUUUAGUGAUGGAUUUUGUCUUAAAUAAUGGACUCACCUUUGGUCCUGUGGCUGUUGAAGGACCUGAAGCCUUGUUGUGAAUAAUCAGGAGGAGACUCAGUGCAAUUGUACAACAGAUUGGUAAAAUAUGUUGGAAAAGAAAUAUUUUUUUAAAAUAUAUUAAAGUGUUAUAAAACUCCA
This is a messenger RNA of Morone saxatilis (striped sea-bass), 1152 nucleotides long. It is a transcript of the gene alkbh4, whose product is annotated as alkB homolog 4, lysine demthylase. The record is from RefSeq and is a predicted model, not a curated record. Gene Ontology annotation, cellular component: contractile ring; midbody. Gene Ontology annotation, molecular function: oxidoreductase activity; actin binding; demethylase activity. The transcript has 3 exons. The coding region runs from base 19 to 846 and encodes 275 amino acids. Lineage: Eukaryota; Metazoa; Chordata; Actinopteri; Moronidae. Gene Ontology annotation, biological process: oxidative demethylation; protein demethylation; actomyosin structure organization.